UCUGAUCUCCGCUAACCAUGGCCGAGUUUUCGGAUCAACUUCGUCUCCUGCCCGCUCGGAAUCCUUCGGACACAGGGUCAAUUGAAAAUGUUGAUAGCGGCGAUCGAAGCAAUAUUUGUUUACAAGAUACCGGCGCCUACCGUGAUUCAUCGCGCAGCAGUCUGGCCAGCACGCCCCAAAAACCUGUCGAGGAUAACGAUCAACCCGACGACGUGCCUGUACCCACCACGAAACCCAAGCGUCGAUGCUCCGUGGUCUUUGUCACGCUUAUUGUGUUGGCUGUCUACAGUACCAUCCUUUCUGGCAUCUUCUUUGUCAUUGCCUGCAUCAAACCUUUUUAUGGCGGACUUAUCGGAUCUAACGGCAGCCUUACUGCCUCCACUGCCUCUUUGCUCAGUGCUCUGUUUGCCAAAACCAUCGAGUUGUCUUUUGUCACCAUCUGUGUCGCCUUCCUAGGGCAGCUGUUGAGCCGCCGUGCUCUCGCGCAUGGAUCCGACGGGGUGAGCAUUGCAGAAAUAACCCUGCGCACCUGGAUCACGCAGCCUGGAUCGCUGCUGAUGCAGUUGGAAACGCUGCGCUACCUUGGCUGGACAGCCCUCGGAACCCUGACACUCACCGUAGCCUUAAGUGCCAUGCUGUACACCACGGCCGCUGAAGCCUUAGUAUCGCCUAAUCUAGUCAUGGGCCCCGUCCAAUAUCGGCUCCUCCAAGGCAACGUCUCCACCCAAUACGCCGAUCCAAAGUACCUCGAAAACAAAUGUCAAAGCCCCAUGACCUCCGCCAUCGAUCCCGGGCAUUUUAACACUACCUGCUUCAACAUGGAGAUGGCCGGCCGCGCAUACAACGACUUCUACCAAUACCUCCAAGAUUGGGCGGAGCUCCUCGCAGACGGCAACGCCACAUCCUCCGUACUGACGGAUCGCCCGCAGCCCAACUCUCUCCUAUAUGACAACACCACUGUCCAGGGCAGCUGGAUCGAGACUGACAACAUGACUCAACUCUCUUUGCAAUACGGGCGCAUGGUCAACAACAUCACGGCCGCCUACCCUCACGGGGGCAUCUUCUCCGCGGCCCGCAACCCUGCCAACGACAUCCAACAACCGUCCGACCUGUCGGGCGAAGGCAAAUACAUUCUCUCCGCAUCGGUGCCUUCACCCGCUGUCAAUGUCCUCUGUACCGGCAUGUCCAGUGACGAACUCGCUCCCCUCAUCUACUCCCAAUGGCAUACCAACAGCACCUUAGAUAUCUCCAACUGGUACACAGAAGGCCCGACCUACAACACCACCAACCGCACCGCCGUCGACUCCCUCUUCGGCUUCUCCGACCACCACCCGGCCCCCGUCUUCCCUAUCUACCCCCAACCCUACAAUACCAUCAUCAACUCCAAAAUCGACGGUUCCCCCUCCAUCUACCUGCUCGGCGCCGCCCCCACCGCCCACAACCCACCCUACGUCCUCUGCAGCCUUCGCAGUAAACUCUCCGGCCGCUGUUCUACUCGCUACCAAGUCGAAUCCUCCGGUGGUAAACUCACCUCCCACUGCGAAGACCCCACCGACACCCUCCAAUACAGCCGUAUCCACCCGGACACCUCGGAAUCCACCUACGACUUGAACUGGAAACAAGUCGCCUGGGACUGGGCUGAUAGUGUCAGUCUCGGAAGUGGGCUCAUGGGUGAUAACGCUAGCGUCGAACGUCUCCUUAUGGAAUCAAUCCCAUCAUUUAAUCCAUCCACCAACACCUCCUCCCUCGAUCCGACCCUCCCAUCCGUCAGCGAAGGCCUAAUCGUGCUCGCUGGCACCACUCUUCUCCUCGGAAGUCAAGACUCCCCCUAUAUCCCAUAUUGGAAUUAUAGUAGUAAUGGGUCGUCUCUAUCCACUCCCGCCGUGCAGGUGUUCAACGCGUCUCUUCAAUCAGCAGGCUAUGCAUCCGGACGAACCAGCGACUGGCAACGAGCCUUCUAUAUUAUUUUGGCUAUUGUCUUUGUGAUAAGUAUCAUCUUUUUGGGAUAUAUCCUCUUGCAGGUGAGAGGUCGCUUGGUGACGGAUUUUACAGAGCUGCCGAAUUUGUUUGAGCUGGCGCGGAAUAGUCCGGCCGGGGGGCAGUGGGUCGAAAGUCAGAGCAGGCCGAAAUUUCGAGAGAAGUGGCAUGUUGAGAUGAACGAGGAAAAUGGGCAAUAUUAUAUUCGAACCAUGUGAAAGUUCCUUUGUUUGGUCUGCUUUGUUCGCCUUGCGUCGCAUAGCUCACUUAUCUUUGUUUACUUCGCAUGUUCCUCUACACCUUUCUGGUUCCCUUACUCACGUUAGAAAUUUAACUAGAU
This is a messenger RNA of Aspergillus eucalypticola CBS 122712, 2317 nucleotides long. RefSeq lists its product as uncharacterized. Lineage: Eukaryota; Fungi; Ascomycota; Eurotiomycetes; Eurotiales; Aspergillaceae. The record is from RefSeq and is a predicted model, not a curated record. The transcript is spliced from 2 exons. Bases 18 to 2195 code for a protein of 725 amino acids.